Stegodyphus dumicola is the source of this 378-nucleotide messenger RNA. RefSeq lists its product as uncharacterized. Lineage: Eukaryota; Metazoa; Arthropoda; Arachnida; Araneae; Eresidae. The record is from RefSeq and is a predicted model, not a curated record.
AUGAGAAGCGAAGAAUCUUCUCUUUGUGCAUUCACAGAUAGAAAGACUCUAGUCUCAUAUGUGCCUCAAAAAUUAAAAACUGUUAUUCUCAUUUCUUCAAUGCAUCAUUCGAAAUCAGAGGACCUUGAAACUGAGAAUCCAGAAAUAAUAAAAUUUUACAAUGUGACUAAAGGAAGCGCAGAUGCACUGGAUGAAAAAUGUUCUAAACAUUCUACAAGCCGAAGAGCAAGGCGAUGGCCAAUGGCCAUAUUCUUUAGGUUACUUGAUGUAAGUGGAAUUAAUGAACAUGUCGUUAAAAGUCAUCAUCAACAUCAGUCGUUAAAAGAUAGUGCCAAAUUGGAAAAAACGUAUUUUUGGUUGAGUUAUCAUCAGAAUUAG